UUUGACGGCUGAAUAUUCUCAGUGUGCGCUGAAGCGCGGAUCAUAGGAUACUUCUGAUCGGAAUAAACUGUAACAUUCCAACCAGUCAAGAUGGUGUAUAAAUACACAAAUAUGAAAUAUACACCCUUGUUGGUGUUUCAGUUGAUACUGAUGGCUUUAUAUUUUAUAUUCGUGAGGUAUGGAGGCGAUAAACAUUAUGACGUGAGAGGUUUCGAGGGCACCCAUGUUAUGAUCUUCAUUGGUUUUGGAUUUCUUAUGACGUUUUUGAAAAAGUACUGCUACAGCGCACUUGGGUUUAACUGGUUCUUGGCAGCUCUUGUCAUACAAUGGGCACUACUUUGCCAAUCAUUCUACCAUAUGCAAGACAACAUCAUUUAUGUUACCAAAGAGAGUUUACUAGAGGCGGAUAUAAUGUCCGCAACAGUCCUUAUAACUUUCGGAGCGGUUUUGGGUCUAGCGAGUGGAUUACAAUUAUUGUUCAUCGCCAUUGUCGAAGUGGCUGUUGCUUGCCUUAACUUUUGGCUUGUGGCUGAUAUUUUCAAGGCAGCUGAUGUGGGUGGCUCAAUCGCUAUUCAUGCGUUCGGAGCAUAUUUUGGAUUGGGAGCAAGUUGGGCUCUACGUUCUAGGAAAACUAAAUCUGACACCCCGGCCGCAACUCCAACUGUAGAUUUAAACGGACCUAGUUAUAACUCUGAUGUUACCGCUAUGAUAGGUUCAAUAUUUUUGUGGAUUUACUGGCCUUCGUUUAAUUCCGGCUUAACGAACUCUAACGCUGAGUAUCAGAGAGCAGUUAUAAAUACUUAUUUGUCUCUUGCUGCGGCGACUGUUUCAACAUUUGUAAUGUCUUCAGUAGUCAGCAAACAUCAAGGUAGACUCGACAUGGUACACGUGCAAAAUUCAACCCUGGCUGGUGGAGUCGCAGUUGGUUCUGUGUGCAACAUGUACAUAGGUGCUGGUGGUGCCGUGGCUAUUGGGAUUGGAGCUGGAAUACUGAGUGUAUUAGGUUAUAGAUAUUUAACACCUCUAAUGACAAAAAUUGGAAUACCUGAUACCUGUGGUGUACACAACCUUCACGGCAUGCCAGGUGUUUACUCUGGCCUUCUGACUGUAUUGUUUGCUGCACUUGCAACUAAAGAAGAGUAUGGAAGUGAUUUAACUGGUGUAUUUGGUGCUAUGAGUGAUGACGGAACCGGCAGAACAGCGGCAAACCAAGCGCUAAAUCAAUUCUUCGCUUUACUCGUUACGAUUGCUGUUUCAACUGUUGGCGGUAUUAUUACUGGUCUUCUCGCCCGCGCUCCAAUACUGGAACCGCUCAACGAUCACGAAAAAUACGACGAUGAAGUGAAUUGGGAACUGCCGUAAUUAUACUCGCUCUAUUAUAUGAAAAAUAAAUGUUAAAGUUUUUUUUAUUAUUAAAUUUUGUUCUGACCUUUAUUAUCGUGUAUGUAAACUAGUGUAAGUUUUGGAAUAAUAAAAAAAAAAUCGUUUUUGUAUUUUUUAUAUAGUUU
Molecule: messenger RNA, 1508 nt
Organism: Melitaea cinxia (Glanville fritillary)
Lineage: Eukaryota; Metazoa; Arthropoda; Insecta; Lepidoptera; Nymphalidae
Gene: Rh50
Product: ammonium transporter Rh type B-B
Exons: 10
Coding region: 91-1362 (423 amino acids)
Biological process (GO): ammonium transmembrane transport; ammonium homeostasis
Cellular component (GO): plasma membrane
Molecular function (GO): ammonium channel activity
Source: RefSeq, a predicted model, not a curated record